Molecule: messenger RNA, 1227 nt
Organism: Guillardia theta CCMP2712
Lineage: Eukaryota; Cryptophyceae; Pyrenomonadales; Geminigeraceae
Exons: 1
Coding region: 1-1227 (408 amino acids)
Source: RefSeq, a predicted model, not a curated record
AUGCAGCAGGCGACGCAGCAGGCGAUAGUAGGGCAGGCGGUGGAGCAGCGGAUGGACCAGGCGAUAGUACGGCAGGCGACGCAGCAGGCGAUAGUACGGCAGGCGAUGGAGCAGCGGAUGGACCAGGCGAUAGUACAGCAGGCGAUGCAGCAGGCGAUAGUACGGCAGGCGAUGCAGCAGGCGAUAGUACAGCAGGCGAUGGAGCAGGCGAUAGUACGGCAGGCAAUGGAGCAGGCGAUAAUACGGCUGGCGAUGCAGCAGGCGAUGGAGCAGGCGAUAGUACAGCAGGCGAUGCAGCAGGCGAUAGUACGGCAGGCGAUAGUACGGCAGGCAAUGGAGCAGCGGGUGGAGCAGGCGAUGGAGCAGGCGAUAGUACAGCAGGAGAUGCAGCAGGCGAUAGUACGGCAGGCAAUGGAGCAGGCGAUGGAGCAGGCGAUGGAGCAGGCGAUGGAGCAGGCGAUGAAGCAGGAGAUGGUGCAGGCGAUAGUACGGCAGGCAAUGGAGCAGCGGGUGGAGCAGCGGAUGGACCAGGCGAUAGAGCAGGCGAUAGUACAGCAGGCGAUGGAGCAGGCGAUAGUAAGGCAGGCGAUGGUGCAGGCGAUGGAGCAGGCGAUGGAGCAGGCGAUGGUACAGCAGGCGACGCAGCAGGCGAUGGUACAGCAGGCGACGCAGCAGGCGAUAGUACGGCAGGCGAUGGAGCAGCGGAUGGACCAGGCGAUGGAGCAGGCGAUGGAGCAGGCGAUGGAGCAGGCGAUGGAGCAGGCGAUAGUACGGCAGGCGAUGGAGCAGGCGAUGGAUCAGGGGAUGGAGCAGGGGAUGGAGCAGGCGAUGGAGCAGGGGAUAGUACGGCAGGGGAUGGAGCAGGCGAUGGAGCAGGCGAUGGAGCAGGCGAUGGAGCAGGCGAUGGAGCAGGCGAUGCAGCAGGCGAUGCAGCAGGCGAUAGUACAGCAGGCGAUGCAGCAGGCGAUAGUACAGCAGGCGAUGCAGCAGGCGAUAGUACGGCAGGCGAUGCAGCAGGCGAUGCAGCAGGCGAUAGUACGGCAGGCGAUGGAGCAGGCGAUGGGGCAGGCGAUGCAGCAGACGAUAGUACGGCAGGCGAUAGAUCAGGCGAUGGAGCAGGCGAUGCAGCAGGAAGUGGAGAAGCAAGAGCAGACCUCACGAGAGCACGCGAGUUCCUUAGACAAGACACAGAAGCUUCUGGAAUUCUCAGAACUAUUGACUCGAUAG